AUGUCUUAUCGGGGUUCCUUCUCCAAUCGCCGAGGGCAUUCCCCUUCUCGCCCCUCUCAGGGCUCAUCCUCUCGUCCUUCUCAAGGAUCCUCCUCAAAUCCCUCUCAAGCGCCACCUUCUCGCUCUACUCAGGCAUCGAUUUCUGGCUUUCUCAGAAACCUCUCUUCUCGCGAUCAAGGAGCGAGCCCCUCUCAGGGGCCUCCUGCUCAAGGGCCCCCCUCCCGUCCUCAGGGAUCCUCCUCUCGUAGUUCUCGUGGAGCUCCUGAUCCUAGUCAGAAAUCGAUCUCUGGCUUUUUCAAGAACCUCACUACCCGCGAUGAACAGGAAGAGCCGUCCCAGCGAUCGUCUUCACGUCCCUCUCAAGCACCACCAUCUCGCCCUUCUAGAGGAUCCUCCUCUCGUCUCUCUCGAGGACCUCCUGAUCCGACUCAGAAGUCAAUUUCCGGCUUUUUCAAGAAUCUGACUACCCGUGAUGAACAGGGAGAGCCCUCUCAGCAAUCGUCUUCUCGUCCUUCCCAGGGAUCGCCUUCACGCCCCCCUCAAGGCUUCGAUUCCCUGGGGUCCCCUUUGCGUCGAGAGGAGUCACCCUCUCGUCCCUCUCGUCGGCAAGAAUCACCUUAUCGUCGCCUGGAGUCGCCCGCUCGUCCCCGUCACCCCGAUCCUCCCGCUGAGAUCCCUUCUCAUCUUGAUGAGAACCUUGCCGAUAUUGACCCCGAUGUGGUAAAUGGCUGGGCAUGUCUAGUCACACAAAACUGGAACCCGCGCGAUCAUACACUUCCACAAGGCCUGGUUCCUGGCCUCAGGGUAAUGAAAGGCGACGAGGUAUGGGUCCUUCGCACAAACCAAGGCUACGGCUUCGUUCAUCGUCCACACGGCGCAACGUAUUUGCGAGGCUGGGUAACCCUUGAUGUUCUCUUUAAGGGCGUUCAACGCGUUGAUCCUCUUCCAAUCGAGCUCCCCCAGGUUCGCAACGUCGGCCAAGGUCAGACCGGAACAGGCCAAAACGCCUCUCCACCUCAAGAUGUGCUUCAUGCAACACUUCGCGAUCUCUGGCAGAGUAUCAAACGCGACGGAAACACGCUCAACGAGGCUCUUUCUGGAAUGUCAGAAUCCAGCAAGAGUAUAUUCUUCCAUAAGAGAGCAUCUGAGUAUGGUGACUUUGUCAACAAGUGUAUUACAAAGGAAGCCCGUAGAAUCAUGGAAAGCGGCAAAUUCGAGAUUGAGGACCUGAAAAAGCUGACCCCGGUUUCUUCCAAAUGGCCCAAGGAAGCGGGAAUUUAUGUCAUCAUUUACAGUGACUUCGGUGGCCGCAAAAUACAGGACAUUCUACACGAAUGUGCCUUCUACGUCGGUCAAACCAUCGACUUCUAUGCGCGCAAGAAAGAACAUGAAAAGAACGCCAGGAAUGGAUAUAACAGCGUUCAUUAUCGUCUCGCCUCAAAGGCCAAGAAGAUGAUAAUGGUGCCAAUCGUGAUACAAACCACUUCUGACGUUCCGGCUAAUUUUCUCGACAUCGCCGAGUUCUCUAUGGUUUGUCUCCUCAAGAGUUGGUACACAGUCUUGUUCUCUCCUUCUGGCCCCAACGUUGUUGGAUCAUACAACGGCGAUUUCACUGCCUGCUUGACGUUUAACCGCCUGAUGCGUCCAAUUCGCUCUAGAACUGGUUGGGGCCCUGGUUACUCCUAUGGCUUGAAUUGGGAGACGCCAGUCUUCAAACACCCUAAAGUCGAAGAGUCUUGGACGUCAUGGUACAACUCAACUAAGCAGGCUUACGUUUAUCGCACACGUCGAGUCAUCCAUGUCAAAAGGGAUGACAUACAUGUCUGGUGGGGUAAUCACAUGGUAGUUCAAAUUCCCCUUAAAGUUGGCCAGGAAGCAGGCUUCAAACACAAACAACCAGUUCACCUCGUGGUCGAGGUUGCCAAGAAUAAGGAAGGCAAGUAUCUCACUCAUCCCAUGCGCCUUGUUCGGUUUCCUCCCGAGAUUGGCCGGAACUCAGAACUCGAGAAGCUUAAAUCUCUUGCGAUUAUGAUCCAGUGGCUUCCUGAGGGAGAGACUGAAUGGAAGCAGUACUAUCUUGAGCGACGACAAAUCUGGGAGGCUAUUAGCAAGACGAACCCCGCCCUGCGUAUAUUUCGUAUUGGGAUGGGUGUGCUCUGCGACGUCGAAAAGGUGACCUAUACCAACAGCCCUGACUGGUUGCCCCCAAUGCUACGAUCCAAAGUCAACUUCCUUCGCUACGACCAUCUUCAGCAAAAGCGAGUACUAGAGUUAAUCGAGCCCCAGCAUUUACAAUGGCCUGAGAACUAUACUAUGGACCAUAACAAAGCCAGACUUCUUGAACUCUUCCCACCGCAGCAGUAUCCGGACACUCGCAUUGGGGAAAAGCCUGGACAUGGGUUUUUACCACAUGGGCGGAAAGCAUGCGAUAUGUGUUUAUCUCAGCGAACAACGACCAAGUGCAAUUAUGACCUGAAUGAUCACUCAUGCCAGUGUUGCAGGCCUCUAGAACGCGUGUGUACAUGGUCUCGAGCUUCCCAGGGCGAAGCCAUCACGGAUUCAUUUCUCCAUGGCAAGCCACUCGAGGAGCUUGGCAUCGCAUUGAAUGUAUCCAGAAAUGAGGGCGCAUUCGUCAAGACCAUGGAAGUACCCCCAUUUGAUCCCGAGAUCGAGAAUGAGGAACACGCUGAGUUGACAGGGGAUCAGUAG
This is a messenger RNA of Fusarium mangiferae, 2709 nucleotides long. RefSeq lists its product as uncharacterized. The coding region runs from base 1 to 2709 and encodes 902 amino acids. The transcript has 4 exons. The record is from RefSeq and is a predicted model, not a curated record. NCBI's taxonomy places the organism in Eukaryota, Fungi, Ascomycota, Sordariomycetes, Hypocreales, Nectriaceae.